Molecule: messenger RNA, 1282 nt
Organism: Paramecium sonneborni
Lineage: Eukaryota; Ciliophora; Oligohymenophorea; Peniculida; Parameciidae
Source: the annotation of a GenBank genome assembly
AUGACUUAAGAGUAUUCUGAUAUAAAAAUUAUCAUUAAACCUUCUGAAUAGUAACUUCAAAUAAGUCUUGAUCCAUCAACUACCAUUAUUGAAUUAUAUGAUUAUAUAAAAACAGAGUUGAAGUAAUUUAAAGAAGUUAAUAAGAUUAUUUGAUUAAUUUGAAAAAUGGACUUGUAAAACAUAAAAUGGUGUUUAACUUAAACUUGAUGAUGUUAUUGCAAAUAAUAUAAAUCGCACUUUGAUAAUAAAUACGGAAGCAUAACUUAAUUUAUUAAUUUGGAUAGUUAAUGGAUAAAAAUUGAAGUUAUUUCCUUCAAGUUAUAAUCCUAUGACAACUAUUGAAGAGCUAGCACAAUAACAUUUAGAGUAUUUUGUAAAUGAAAUUUAUCAAGGGUAAUUUAUUUUAAUGUAAAAAUAGAGAUUCAAGUGAUAUUGAUAUUACGAUUUCUUAAACUCCAUAUAAUGAUUCUGAGAUUAGAAAAAAGUCAUUAUAAGAACUUAAUAUUAAUGAUUAUUCAUUAGUUGUAAUCAGAUGGAUGAAUAAAGACUUGAAAUCUCAAUAAUAAUUGAUUUCUACAGUUUUUCAUUAAAGUAAAAAUUAUAAUAUAAAUGAAUCAAAUACUAAUGAAAAUAUAUAGUAAAUGGAUUGUGAUCCUUAACAAUCUAUUUAAUUAGAGAAUGGAUAAUUAAUUAAAAAAUUUCCAUUUAAUGAAUUUAACUAUCUUAAAGAUUUCAUUUAAAAAAUGAUAAAAAAUAUGGAAUAAAAAAUAAUCGAAAAUUUAAAAUCAUUUGAAAAAAAGUUAAUUGAAUAUGUUAUUUAAUUAGAAUAACAUAUUCCUGAAAUCAAUAUGUUAGAUUAAAAUGUCUAAUAAUAAGACUGUUAAUUCAUAACUUAACUAAAAGGAUAAUAUUAAAAGUAUAACUAAACUAGAGAUACUCUCUCAUAAUUAGAAUUAUAUUUCAAUUAAUUUAUUGAGAAUCUCAAGAAAAUUUCUUUAAAUGAAAAUAUGAUUACAAAGGGUGUGUAUUUAUCUUCAGAAAAUUAAGCUAUAAUUGUAUAAAUGAAUUAAGAUUCUACAAUAACAGAUUUAUUUUAUGAACUUAAAAAAUAAUGUUGGUUUUAUUUUAUAAUAUUCUUAGCAUAAGUGUGCCCUUAGAAGAUUGGAUUUGUGAAUAAUAAUUGAACAAAAAAGAUAAAAUGAACAUUAAUCAACCAAUAAGUGAGAUUGAAAGUGAUGUAUUGAUUAUUUAGUAUAAAAAUUAAGAAGUUGAAGCAAAAUGA